Molecule: messenger RNA, 1804 nt
Organism: Daktulosphaira vitifoliae (grape phylloxera)
Lineage: Eukaryota; Metazoa; Arthropoda; Insecta; Hemiptera; Phylloxeridae
Gene: mRF1
Product: peptide chain release factor 1-like, mitochondrial
Exons: 8
Coding region: 70-1158 (362 amino acids)
Biological process (GO): translational termination
Molecular function (GO): translation release factor activity
Source: RefSeq, a predicted model, not a curated record
AAAAUUUGUGUAACAUAUUCAAUAUAAGUAAAUAAAACACUUAUAACAUUUAAUUAAUCAUUAUAAAUAAUGAAGUUCAUUAAUACUAUGAGAUUAUUACAUAUUUGUAAACUAUCAUUAAUCAGAUUAAAUUAUUCAAAACACAACUUUAUUAUCCAUUGUUUUUCAACAACAUCUUAUCAGUUUUCAAGAAAUUUAUUAGACAAUCCUGGUAUAAGAUCAUACAUAGAUAAUUUGAUAUCAAAUGAGUAUUCAGAUUCAAUGACAAAGCCUAAGGUUUCAACUCUUGUAUCAAAAAUCAGAUCAUUGAAAGAUGAUUUGCUUUCAUUGCAAGAAUUAGACCUAGAUAAAGGACAAGACAGUGAUUUUUAUACGCAAGUAAACAAAGAAAGAGAUACCAUUUUUUUUAAAUUAAAUAAACUUGAACUUGAACUUUUAGGUGCCUUAGUACCAAAAGAUGAAAGCCUUAAUUGUUCUGAUGUUAUUCUAGAAAUAACAGCAGGAGUAGGUGGUCAAGAAGCAAUGAUUUUUACUCAAGAUUUAUUAGAAAUGUAUAGCUCUUUUACUCAUUAUAAAGGAUGGCAAAGUGAAAUGGCUGAUUAUUGUCCUACUGACCUUGGUGGUAUAAGACAUGUUUGCCUAAUGAUAUCAGGGAAUGAAUGCUACCGCUUAUUGCGUCAUGAAGGAGGUGUUCAUAGAGUUCAAAGAGUCCCUAAAACGGAAAAAUCUGGUAGAAUUCAUACAAGUACUGUAACAGUUGCUAUCUUACCGCAACCAACUGAAUUUGACGUAAUAAUAAAUGAUAAGGAUUUAAUAAUUGAGACAAAAAGAGCUUCUGGUGCAGGUGGACAACAUGUAAAUAAAACAGAUAGUGCUGUCAGAAUGCAUCAUAAACCAAGUGGUAUUAUUGUUGAGUGUCAAACUGAUAGGUCACAGAUAAAAAAUCGUAAAAUAGCUUUACAAAAACUUAGAGCAAAACUUUAUCAAAUGCAAUUAGAAGAACAAAUAUCUAGUACUAAAUUAGCUAGAAAGCUACAGGUUGGCUCAAGUGCUAGAUCAGAAAAAAUUAGAACAUAUAAUUUUAAUCAAGAUCGUAUAACUGAUCAUAGAUUGAGUAAAAGUAUUCAUAAUUUAGUUGGUUUUCUAGAAGUUUUGUGAACAACGAAAGUGAAAAUUCACUCACUGUCUUCAAAUAUAGCUUGUGCUUGAGACAACAUCCAUUGGAAAUUCGUUUGAGCAGCUACCAAAAACAUGCGUCCAAUCAACCAUCCAAUUAUACUCCGUAAAUGAUGUAUUGGCUAAAAAUUAUAAUUUGUUUCAUAUAAUCAAAUGUUCGAAAGAUAAAAUUCUAUAUUUUUCCAAAUAUCUUAAUAAUCAAUAGUUAAAUACUUUAGUGUAAAGUAUAAAAAAUAAAUUUAUUUUUUUUAAAUUUAGUACCAUUUUUAAAAAUGGUACAUUUUAUUUUUACUAUUUGAUAGUUUUGAGUUUUCUAAUAUUAUAACCCGGCGAUACAAUAAUACUUAGUCAACCAUCCUCUUUGAUAUAAAAUUGUAUUUAGAAAAUAUAUUUUUCCAUUAAACCAUCAAAUUUCAAGACGUACAUUGUCCUCAAAUUAAAGUGAGUCAUUAAUAAUAAAUUUUGAGGUAAAAGCGAUAUAGUUUUCUGUUACUUACAGUUAGCAAAAAAGAUGCGCUACUAGAGUCGUCUUCGUGUUCUCGUUUAAAACACACUCCUUGGUAAUCAAAAAUUCUAAUUUCUUUGAAAACUUUAUCCGCUACCAUCAUUUUCAUUAUGAUUCCGUUGA